AUCAUUAUUUUAUUUCCUUCAUUUGGUUUCUUCUUCUUCGCCUUCUUCUCCGGAAUUCUCUCUCGUGCCUUUCCCAGCAAUCCAUAGUUUCUCUCUCUAAAUCCUCCCUCCCUCAAAGCUCUUUCCUUUUUCUUGUUCCCAACGAAAACGCUUACACAUUUGGCGAUCUAAUUCUGUUUCUUCCUCCUUAGAUCAUUUUUUUUUCUCAUUGAUUCUAUCGAGCACGCAUCAAUGCUUGGUCCCAACUUUUCUCCCAUGGGCAUCGCUUGGAAUGUAAAGAAAAAGGAUUAAUGCUCUAAUUUUGGCAUUCUACUGGAGUUCUAAUGAAGGUCUUGUUGACUUGUCGGUUUUACAUGACACGAGCUGAGUGCAGCUUGUAGAAGCUGCGUAUGAGAAUGUGGAUAAUUUUAUGGUUGAUUUUCAGUCAUUCUUUCGAUGAGAAGUGGAUUUCUCUCAACUUCAUAUAUUUCAUGCUACAGUCUUGCACUAAACUGUAUAUGCAAGCUUGUAACCUUCGCUGCAUUGAUACAGUAGACACCUCUAUUUGGAGGUUGUUAGAAGCAUAGUGACAUAUUGUUGGCUGUCAUUUGCUACAGCUAUAAUAAUGGAAAGAUAUACAAUUUUGGAAGAGCUUGGAGAUGGUACUUGUGGUAGUGUUUACAGGGCCUUCAAUAGAGAAACACAUGACAUUGUUGCUGUAAAGAAAAUGAAAAGGAAGUUCUAUUUUUGGGAGGAGUGCAUGAACCUACGAGAAGUUAAGGUCCUUCAUAAAUUGAAUCAUCCCAAUAUCAUAAAGUUAAAGGAGGUUGUCCGGGAAAAGAGCGAGCUGUUCUUCAUUUUUGAAUACAUGGAACAUAAUCUUUAUCAAAUAAUGAGAGAACGUCAAGGACCCUUUUCUGAGGAAGAGAUUCGGAGCUUUAUGUCUCAGAUGCUGCAGGGACUUGCUCACAUGCAUAGAAAUGGAUAUUUUCACCGGGAUUUGAAACCUGAGAACUUGCUGGUGACAAAUGACGUUCUUAAAAUUGCUGACUUUGGGCUGGCUAGAGAAGUAUCAUCAAUGCCUCCUUAUACUGAAUAUGUUUCUACACGUUGGUACCGUGCACCAGAAGUCUUGUUGCGGUCUUCUUCUUAUACUCCUGCAAUUGAUAUGUGGGCUGUUGGUGCAAUAUUAGCUGAACUUUUCACUUCAACUCCUAUUUUUCCUGGUGAAAGUGAAAUAGAUCAACUGCAUAAAAUAUGCUGCAUUCUGGGAGCACCAGAUGGGAGUUCUUUCCCUGAAGCAACAAAUAUCUCUCACUUAGUCAAUAUCACUUGUUCAGAAAUCUUGCCUGCCAACCUAUCUGAUAUCAUUCCCAAUGCCAGUUCUACAGCUAUUGAUUUAAUCAUGCGAUUUUGUUCAUGGGACCCAUUAAGGAGGCCAACUGCUGAUCAGGCAUUACAGCAUCCAUUUUUUAAUGUGGCCUCGUUGGUUCCUUAUCCACUCCAUGAUCCACUUGAGCUGAGGCUAAAUAACAUGGGAGAGGAGCCAAAUCUGGAGUUGAAUCUGUGGGACUUCAGCACUGAACCUGAUGAUUGUUUUCUUGGCCUGACGCUGGCUGUGAAGCCUAGUGUUUCAAACUUGGGGGAGGUCAGUAAUGUAUCUCAAGGUAUGGGAGAGGAUUUACUGUUUUGUCCUAGCCUGCAAGAUCAUCCUGAACAAACAGUUUUCUGGUCAUUACUUUCUCCUGAUCAAAAUAGGAUUCACAGGCCUGUUGAAUCUUCCUUGUCACUAUCAUUCGGGUAAGUUCUACAUUUCUGCCAUCCCACGGUAAAACUGGUCUCUCUGUGAGAGUAGAGGACAGACAAGAGGGUCUAAUGAUCAGUAGUCAACAACGGGAAUCUAUCUUUAGAACCCAAAUUGCCUUUUGUAUAGUCUAAAGUUUUCUCCCAUGUUGUGUUUUAACUUCAUCAAUGGAGCAUAACAUAUUGCAUUUGCUUUUCAUUCCAAAAAUUUCCUUUCCAGCUCAAUUCAGCAUCCAUCUAUCGGAGUUCCACAAUCCACUGGUUUUGCAAUUGCAUCGUUGCAACCCAAUGUUUUGGAACAUCAAUUAUUCACCGUCUCAUCCCCCUUGCAGCAAAGUCAUUGCCUUUGAUUGAGUUGGUGGCUAAUCUUAUAAGGAGAGUUUGUAGAAAGCAUUUGUAAUUUAUUCUUUUUUCCUUCUUGUAAAGCAUUACCAGCUCAUAGUUUACAUGGCUGCCUGAUGUAACCAUCCGCAAUUGCAUCGGCAGAAUCUGGCCAGGCAAUCGCCUCUGGGAUGAAAGUUUUUAGAUUCCCAUUUCUCUUGAAUACAUAAUUGUACCUAUAUAGUUACCAGUUAGGAAAUCAAAUCUAUGUCUAGUUACAUAUAUGAAAAAUAUGAAACUACUUCCUCUUUUCCGAGAUAAAUGGUUUUUUUUUCU
Rubroshorea leprosula is the source of this 2439-nucleotide messenger RNA. Lineage: Eukaryota; Viridiplantae; Streptophyta; Magnoliopsida; Malvales; Dipterocarpaceae. The record is from the annotation of a GenBank genome assembly.